This is a messenger RNA of Ziziphus jujuba (common jujube), 1142 nucleotides long. RefSeq names its product multiple organellar RNA editing factor 3, mitochondrial. Gene Ontology annotation, cellular component: mitochondrion. NCBI's taxonomy places the organism in Eukaryota, Viridiplantae, Streptophyta, Magnoliopsida, Rosales, Rhamnaceae. The coding region runs from base 86 to 865 and encodes 259 amino acids. The transcript has 4 exons. Gene Ontology annotation, biological process: cytidine to uridine editing; mitochondrial mRNA modification. The record is from RefSeq and is a predicted model, not a curated record.
UGGCUAAAAUUAAGAAAGUUAAAAGAAGUAAGCAGGGUAGCAGCGAAGGGCAUUCGACACAGAAAAACCUAGGCGUCUCUCGGCAAUGGCGUACACCGCCACCCGGCGCACAUUAGCAUCGUUGGUAAGCAGAGCCUUGUCUCAUACUUCCUCUUCUUCUUCUUCUUCACUCUCUUCUCGCUCGAGGUUCGCUUUCGCGCUUCUUGACCAACGAUCCGAACUCGUCCCCAGCCAGGUGAAAAUCCCGACCCGCUACAAGACAUCCGGGCCGGGUUAUUCUCCCCUGAACGACCCGUCUCCGAACUGGAGCAAUCGGCCUCCAAAGGAGACCAUCCUUCUUGAUGGCUGCGAUUACGAGCACUGGCUUAUUGUCAUGGAGUUUCCCAAUGACCCAAAACCCUCCGAGGAGGAAAUGGUUAAUUCUUACGUCAAAACCUUAGCCGAAGUUGUGGGAAGCGAGGAGGAGGCGAAGAAGAAGAUAUACUCGGUUUGCACAACUACUUAUACUGGUUUUGGAGCUUUGAUUUCUGAAGAGCUUUCACUCAAAGUUAAAGUGUUGCCUGGUGUGCUUUGGGUUUUGCCUGAUUCAUAUCUUGAUGUUCCCAACAAAGAUUAUGGAGGGGAUUUGUUUAUCGAUGGGAAAGUCAUACCUAGACCACAAUACAGGUUCAAUGAGAGGCAACAAACGAGUAGGAACAGGCCUCGACCACGUUAUGAUAGGCGGAGGGAAACAAUGCAGGUUCAAAGGAGAGAGCCAAUGCAGAGCAGGACAGAAGACUUUAGGCAACCUGUGCAGCAGCCGACACAGUCAUACAGCCAGAGUGCAGCUCAAGGUGGACCAGAGGAUUUCUCUGCUAAUCGAUAAUGUAAUAGGAAGAGCGUGUAAGAAUUCACAGCAUAUUUACAAAAUCUUAGAAAUGACAGUUUGCUCGAGUGGACCUAUUUGUUAAUUCUUCCCCUACCCUUUGAAGGCAUGCUAGAGAUUUUUAUUGCAAUUUUCCAUUGAAUAUGGUGUACCUUGGUGCAUUUUGCAAUAGAACUUCUGCAUCUUUGUUCCUAGUAUGCUUCUAGACUCUGUUUUUCACGGUGACACAACAUUUCUUUAGCACUUAUAAUUGACUCUUGGCAGAACAUUUCUUUAA